AUGUUCCUCUCAAACAGCCCUCCCGCAAACCCUCUUCCCCGCUUCCAAACCAAUACGCCUCUGGACUCCACCUUCGACAAAGACAUUCGUGAUACGCAUCUCAUCUAUGACUAUGAUGCCCAAGACGCCGAUGGUAGGCCGGAGAAGUGGCGUUACGAGAUGUGGUUCUUCUCCGAGGACCGCAUCGUCUACGCAAUCCAUGGCGGACCGAUGUCUGGCCGCGUAAACUACCAGACAGCGACUUAUCAGUGCAUCCGACCUGGGGAGUUGUGGCAGGUCAACUGGCUAGAGGAGACGGGCACCGUUUGUUCUCUGGUGUACGACAUCCCGAGGCAGAAAAUUUCGACGCUCAUCUCGUUCUCGAGGGGGCACUGGGAAAACCCCGGGGCGGCGCACGGUGACAAGCGCAACCCGGGGGAUUUGGCGCGGUGGAGGGUUCUGGCGAGGUUCGGGAAACAAAAUGAAAGGUUUAUGUUGUCCGAGCAGGCGGACAUCGUUGAGAAUUUCAAAGGAAGGGGGCAUCUUGAACCAAUCAAGAAGGAUGCGCUGACAUUCUGA
This is a messenger RNA of Colletotrichum graminicola M1.001, 558 nucleotides long. RefSeq lists its product as uncharacterized. The record is from RefSeq and is a predicted model, not a curated record. The coding region runs from base 1 to 558 and encodes 185 amino acids. Gene Ontology annotation, molecular function: carboxy-lyase activity. NCBI's taxonomy places the organism in Eukaryota, Fungi, Ascomycota, Sordariomycetes, Glomerellales, Glomerellaceae. The transcript has a single exon.